Molecule: messenger RNA, 1368 nt
Organism: Babesia bigemina
Lineage: Eukaryota; Apicomplexa; Aconoidasida; Piroplasmida; Babesiidae
Product: S-ADENOSYLMETHIONINE-DEPEND ENT METHYLTRANSFERASE RELATED protein, putative
Exons: 4
Coding region: 1-1368 (455 amino acids)
Biological process (GO): 7-methylguanosine RNA capping; 7-methylguanosine cap hypermethylation
Cellular component (GO): nucleus
Molecular function (GO): RNA cap trimethylguanosine synthase activity
Source: RefSeq, a predicted model, not a curated record
AUGACGGAGGGAUCGGCCUCCCCGAAGGAGCGCCACGAUCAAGUCCCGCCGCCUCGCGGCAUCUUCAGCAUUCGAGCGGACGCACUGACCCCGGGCGUGCUCUACUUGGCGUCGGGAGCCGAUGCGGACGGCAGGGUGUCUUCUGCCUUCCUGCACGUCAUUGAGAAGCACCUCAGUUAUGUCAACCCAGCCAACCAGCAGAAGGGCGCUGCGGAAGAUGACGAUGCGUGGGAAGAUAUAUGCCGGAGCGCCAUAUUCUGGCGACAGUCGAACGACCUGCAGUACGACGAGGAUGCGUACGUGGAUGCCUCCUGGGCUGCGGAGUCCAUCGAGGUAUCAAGAGAGAUCAAGGAGCUGCUGAACACUGAGAAGCCACCGGAGGACUCCCCGGACAACGACAUCGUCAACGCAAACGGCGACCAUGUGCAGUCGUCGCGCGUGAGAAUCCUGGACCUUGCGGCGGGCAUUGGGGGCAACAGUGUCCACUUCGGCGAGGACAGCGACCUCGUUGUAGGGGUGGAAAUGAACCCUCAGCGGGUUGAAAUAUGCAAGAACAACCUGCGAGCAUACGGCGUCGACCAUGCCUGUGUCGUGCAGGGCGACCUUUUCGACUUCAUCGAACAGUUCGCGGAGGACCCGAUGAAAAAGGCGCACGAGUUGGGGAUACAGCAACAUUUCACCGAAUCGCAACACUUCGACUGUGUCCACACAUCGCCGCCCUGGGGCGGGAAAAAUUACGCCGGCUCCAGCAACGACAAGGUGUACACGCUGCAGCCGAAUUUCGAUGUCGAGCGCGUAAUGAAAAGCGUGGCGAAGUUCACUGAUAUUGCCACCUUCUACCUGCCGCGGUCGCAGUGCGUGUACGAGCUGGUGAAGCUCGCAGACAUGGGCGGCUUCCCGCUGGUGAUCAUCUCCGCGUACCACUACCGACGAAAAACCAGGUGCAUACACGCGCACUUCGUCAAAAGGGUGGAGUGUUUCAAGUAUUUGAAGGUGGAGAACAUGGAGAGGACCCACGUGCCCUAUAAAAAGGCGCCUCACGGGCUCAACCUCCUUGUCCACUCCACGCCGUACGUCACGAGCAAAUUCAGCAUCAAGUCGGAUAUGCACAUGGACCGAGUGGUCCAUGCGAUCAUGAAGAUGCUGGACGAAAAGACCUUUAUCGUCGCAGCGAAACUACACAACCUCCUGCGGCUCCACCCGUUGAGCGGCGUCAUGGCAAUCGCCAACCAGGCGAGGGAGAUACAAAACGCCGGAGGCAUGACCAAGACAGACUCCAACGAAAAGCGCACCACAGGGGGGAUAUUCUUCCACCUACUGAAGACGCAGGACAGGGAGCUGUACAAAAAAAUGGAAAAAUUCGUAUAA